AUGGCUGACAACGUGGUGGAUGUUCGACAUGGUUUCCCAGAUGCAUGUGUCUCCGUUGAUCCCACGAGCAUGGUCUGGAAGUCAUUCAACCAUACGAAGCAUUCUCUGUCUCCGACUUUGAUACCGGUCUUUGUUAUAGUGACGUCCAGGAAGUACCUGACCUCCCAGGCCGAUAAGGUGUCGCCAGUCGAGGGUGGAAGCUUUCGUAGAAGAUGCUUGACUGUAAUUGUUGAGAUGUUCACUGGCGCCUUGUUACGGAAGAUCAAGUGGCCAGACACAGUGUCUUUCUCGGUUUUGAGAGACCAGAUCAAUCCGUAUAUUCCCAAGACUCUACAGAGAAUAGAUGGAUUGCCUUCUGACACUCGAUUGUUUCUCAGGAAAGAUAUGAUCGUGAAGACCGACUAUAUCAUGGAGAACACGCAGAGUCUUUGCUCCAUUCGGUUCCUUUGGGCCCUCCUUAUCCGGCCUACGAACCUGAAUCGCAACCCUUCGGCCAUGGGACUCCCGAACAGCUCACUCUACGAAGCCCUACCAAAAUACCGCGAUGCUGGGGAAGGCUUCGCUGAAGAGUUUACACAUCUUCGAUAUACAGCAGCCACCUGCGACCCUGACGAGUUCACCCUACGCAAUGGAUACAACCUACGGCCUUCCAUGUACAACAGGUCUACUGAAUUGCUCAUCGCCAUUACCUAUUAUAACGAGGAUAAGGUGCUCACGGCGCGGACCCUGCACGGCGUGAUGCAAAAUGUUCGGGAAAUCGUCAAUCUCAAGAAAACAGAAUUCUGGAAUAAAGGAGGACCAGCCUGGCAGAAGAUUGUGGUUUGUCUUGUCUUUGAUGGCAUUGACCCUUGCGAUAAGAACACGCUUGACGUCCUGGCCACCGUGGGCAUCUACCAGGAUGGAAUCAUGAAACACGACGUAGAUGGUAGGGAGACUGUUGCUCACAUUUUUGAAUACACAACCCAACUAUCGAUCACGCCUGCGCAACAGCUGGUUCGCCCUCAUGGCGACGAGCCCACCAAUCUGCCACCGGUUCAGACAAUAUUUUGCCUGAAGCAGAAAAAUAGCAAAAAGAUCAACUCCCACCGAUGGCUAUUCAAUGCGUUUGGCCGACUGCUAAACCCUGAGGUCGUCAUCUUGAUCGACGCCGGCACGAAGCCGGGACAUAAAUCUCUCCUUGCCCUUUGGGAAGCAUUUUAUAAUAACAAGAACCUCGGAGGCGCGUGUGGUGAGAUCCAUGCACUGCUCGGCCCACGCUGGGAGAAGCUUGUGAAUCCUCUAGUGGCUGCGCAGAACUUUGAAUAUAAGAUCUCUAAUAUCCUAGACAAGCCUUUGGAAAGCGCCUUUGGCUAUGUUAGUGUUCUCCCCGGCGCAUUCUCUGCUUACCGAUACCGAGCGAUCAUGGGUCGACCUUUAGAGCAGUACUUCCAUGGGGAUCAUACGUUGUCUUCGAAGCUAGGCAAGAAAGGUAUUGAAGGAAUGAAUAUAUUCAAGAAGAAUAUGUUCCUGGCUGAGGAUCGUAUUCUGUGUUUUGAGCUCGUCGCGAAGGCGGGCUCUCGAUGGACGCUGACAUACGUGAAAGCUUCAAAGGGGGAAACCGACGUGCCAGAAGGCGCCGCAGAAUUUCUGAGCCAAAGACGCCGCUGGCUUAAUGGCUCCUUUGCAGCAAGUUUAUAUUCAAUCAUGCAUUUCAAUCGUAUCUAUAAGAGUGGCCACAACCUCAUUCGCCUCGUUGCUUUUCACGUCCAGCUACUUUACAACAUCUGCCAGCUUAUCAUGACGUGGUUCUCCCUCGCAUCCUACUGGCUGACCAAUUCUGUGAUUAUGGAUAUCGUAGGAACACCAAGCGCAACUAACAAAAACAAGGGCUGGCCAUUCGGCAAUGACGCGACUCCUGUCGUCAACAACAUCGUCAAGAUCACUUAUCUUGCCUUCCUCAUGCUCCAGUACAUCCUUGCUCUCGGCAAUCGACCGAAGGGAUCGAAAACCUCAUAUACACUAUCCUUCAUCUACUUCUCCGUCGUCCAACUCUACAUUCUGGUUUUAUCAUUUUAUCUUGUAGCGCAGGCAUUCAGCGGUGGGAAUAUAGACCUCAAUUUGGACGACGGGGUUGGGGGUUUCAUCGGAUCUUUCUUCACCUCCACCAGCGGACUCGUGUUGAUCGCAUUAGUGUCGACAUACGGGAUCUACUUCAUAUCCAGCAUUCUAUACCUCGACCCAUGGCACAUGCUCACAUCCUCAUGGGCCUAUUUUCUCGGGAUGCCCUCCUCGAUCAACGUCCUGAUGGUCUACGCCUUCUGCAACUGGCACGACGUCUCAUGGGGCACCAAGGGAUCCGACCAAGCAGGCUCACUCCCAUCCGCCCAGACCAAAAAGGCCGACGCAAAGACAAACUUCGUCGAAGAGCUGGACAAACCGCAAGCAGACAUCGACACUCAGUUUGAGUUCACAGUCCGACGAGCUCUAUCCCCGUGGCAACCCCCUGAGGAGAAGGAGGACGGCAACUUGGAUGAUUCGUAUAAACGCUUUCGGACCAAUCUCGUGUUACUAUGGGUCUUGAAUCAUCCUCUGGCUUACCUCCGCAUUGUCGGUUUUCCGGUUUAUGGGCGCUCUGUGGUUCUUGGGCAAGACGGGUGUGUUGUGUUGUUUUUCAAGACGUUGAUCCGGCUAUUGCUGUUGAGUAGUGUGUAA
Molecule: messenger RNA, 2691 nt
Organism: Aspergillus pseudonomiae
Lineage: Eukaryota; Fungi; Ascomycota; Eurotiomycetes; Eurotiales; Aspergillaceae
Product: chitin synthase-domain-containing protein
Exons: 13
Coding region: 1-2691 (896 amino acids)
Cellular component (GO): cell septum; cell periphery
Molecular function (GO): chitin synthase activity
Source: RefSeq, a predicted model, not a curated record